Molecule: messenger RNA, 922 nt
Organism: Cercospora beticola
Lineage: Eukaryota; Fungi; Ascomycota; Dothideomycetes; Mycosphaerellales; Mycosphaerellaceae
Product: cupin domain-containing protein
Source: RefSeq, a predicted model, not a curated record
UAACAGCCAUUUCCCGGUUGAUCCCCAAUGCUUCAAAGGCUCCCCAAAUCCCGAACCCGCGUCAAGAACUCAAGUGCUCGCACAGAAGUUCCAAAGAUUGUAAACUUGCCAACCCUUCCCACGAGAAGCCGAAAGCAAUACACAAGCUCGAAGUGCCUCAAAAGAUCUCAAGCCAUCACAUCAACAACCCACGAUCAACACCCACAAUGGCAGACGACCGCAAACCCACCCCAAACCAGCUCGCCACCGAUCUUCCAGGUCCAACAACCUACCUCACAGGCCACGACCAGACCACCGGCAAAGCCAUCAUCCACGCCAGCAACCCCGUAAACUGGGCCAAAUUCGAAGAUGACAAACUCGCCAUGUCAGUAGGCUUCACCACCCAAUUCCCCGCAGACCUCAACAACGACGCCGACGUAACCGUCCACCAAGAGAAAAUCUCUUCAGGAAAACUCGGCCUCGUAUCCGGUGGCGGAACAGUUCUGCGCUAUGUAGAUUUCGCUCCGCAUUAUGAGUGUAUGAUGCAUAGGACGCAGUCGGUGGAUUAUGGGAUUGUGAUUGAGGGGACGAUUGAGAGUGUGUUGGAUUCGGGAGAGGUGCAGGUUAUGAAGAGGGGGGAUGUUAUGGUGCAGAGGGCUACGAUGCAUGCUUGGAGGAAUCCGAGUAAGACGGAGUGGGCGAGGAUGAUUUUUGUGUUGCAGGAUUGUAAGCCGUUGUUUGUCAAGGGGGAGAGGUUUGGAGAGGACCUUGGGAGGGGGACUGAGGGCUUGCCGAGUAGUGGGAAUGAUGUUUAGAUAGGUCGUGAUGGUUGAAGAAAGCCUUGUUCACGGCUUGGCGAUCAAAAUCGCUCUUUGGCUUCUGCUCUCAGAUCUGCGACAAGAUCCUACAGCCUGUCUGCUAAACUCACGUUUCCCGCCUCGUC